Molecule: messenger RNA, 1987 nt
Organism: Wasmannia auropunctata (little fire ant)
Lineage: Eukaryota; Metazoa; Arthropoda; Insecta; Hymenoptera; Formicidae
Exons: 4
Coding region: 521-1180 (219 amino acids)
Source: RefSeq, a predicted model, not a curated record
UUGUUACUAAUGCACUUAUCCCUAUCUUUCUUGCUAUUUGCUAAAGCAGUACUGGAAGUCUUCUUUCAUAAGUGUCUUUAAUUUGCGUUAUUGUAACUGUCUCAAUGUUUUCAAUUAAUUCGAAACCUUCACAGUAUACUCUAAAUGAUUAUAAAGCCUUAUUAGAGCAUUAGAACGAUGGGAUAAAUGUAUUAGAAGUGGUAGGAGUAUUUUGAAGUAAACCAAUUAUAAUUUGUAUUUUAAUGUAAUAAGUUUCUUUUUAUUUUAACAUUUAUCGGUUUUUUAUCACAACAGUAUAUACACCAAUUCUAUAUAUUAUAUCAAUAGUUAUAUGCUAUUUUAUAUUUGAAAGCUUCAACAUUUGAAAAAGAAAUAGGAAAAAAAGAUACUUUAUCAACUCUUUCAAACGAACAUUUCUUCUUCCAAGCAGAUCUGUCAGAAGUUAGCGAGGCAAGGCGCACAGACUGAAUUAGUAUUAGCCUGUUUCCUGAUAAGCGUAGACAGAAGCUGCAAACUCCUUAUGCAAGUCAGAAACAAUAAGUACAAAACACCAUUCGAUCUUUUGGAAUGCAAGCAACAGGCCGCUCUGUUCGCCUAUUUUCUAGAAACAGAGAACAAUCCAUCGACUAGUUACGUAAAGCCACCUCCGUAUCGGAUGGAUAACAUAUCGCAGUCAGAAGAACUGCCCACGAAGAAAAGAAAAGUCGUCUCUGGCGAUACUAUCGACGCCGCGGAGUAUCGAGAUUACUCAGGGAUCAUAGCGGACACACAGCAAGAGAACCGAAUUGAUCCCAGCAGUAGUACCACGCUCGUUUGCGACCAUAUCGUCGUCAAGACGCAAAUGAUUCGAGACGGUCAGCUAGAGACAGGCGAGGCCUCCAAAGCCAAUCCGGAUAAAUCGAAGGAUGUAUCGUCGGAGGACAAACAGAAGAAGAAGGUCAGCAUCAGGGAGAAGGAGAAAGACAAAGGUCUGGAGCCUCUUCCGCUCCAGAUGUUUCGAUAUUUGCAGACUAAAAUUACAAAAACUGAUAAAAUGCAGAAUAUAUGCAACAUCUGCUUGGAGCGCCGUUGUAACAUCGCCUUUCUAUGCGGGCACUGCGCGUGUAAGGAGUGCGCCGCUCAGCUGAACACCUGUCACAUGUGCCGCGAGACGAUCCAAAAAAAGAUCAAUUUAUAUUAGACUAUCCGAUCAAUAAAAUCGCACCGGAACUUUGAUUACCACGCGGUGCGCGCGGUAUAGCGUAUCUCAAGAGAAAAGGUCGGUGAUAGGAUCAGUGACAAUAAUAACAAAAUAGCCCUGAUACAUUCAGUUUUAAACAAUUUGGACACUUCAACACAGCUCAGAGACUUGUGUCCGCAAGAAUUUCUUUACUCGCUAUAUUGCAUGUUUCCCUCAAAAUACUCUAUUUGCCCAACAGGAAACUCUGCAAUACGUGGGGUGUCGGCGUAGGAAAAUAUUCACCAAUUGUUUGUAAGGACGCGCGCAUUACGUCAUUCGAUUAUGAUAUUAAACUGUCAAAAUGUACACUUUAUUUCCGCAAAUAAUUUGUACGAAAGAGACGAAACUCUUAUUCGUAAAAAAUAUCGUACAAACAUCGUGCCUUAGAUAGAUUGCACGUAACACGAGAAUCGUGGAUGCAAGAUCAGAUAUGAGAUAGUUCUCACGUUACCUUAAAUAUUUGAUAUUGAAAUAUAUACUAAAAGUUGAAGUUUAGAUAUAUAAUUAAUCUACGUGGUAGUUUCGACGAAUCGAGAUAGAUAUAAUUAAACAAGAAGGCUGGAGAAUAAUGAACUAAUCUUUUCGGGUAAUCUUAACAGAUUGCGAGAAUGAUGACGUUAAAUUAUCAUAUGCACGAUAAGUGACAUAUGCGACGAAAACAAGACAUUUACACUAUAUCGGUUUUUAUCGUUGGCGUAAAAAAGGGUAGAUACAUGCUUAUUUUUAUCCCCGCAAUUAAAUUAGUGUGAACUUACAGUAUCCAAAAAA